AUGUUCAAAAUUAUUUGGUUGAUGCUAUUCGCUGAUAUGAUAAUACACUCAAAGGCUCGAACACUGAAUUCGUUGUUGGAUCUUUCUAGCAGGAUACGCGUUAAACGACAAUUUAGCAGUGGUGGAUUUGGCCAGAGUUUUAGUGGAUUCUCGAUUGGCCCAUUCUUUAGUUGGUACCAAGGAGGAAGCUUUGCAAGAAGACGUGGCUUUCUAGGUGGAGGCCCAUGGGGUCGACGACGAUUUUGGCCAAGACGUUUCGGUGGUUGGUAG
Messenger RNA from Gongylonema pulchrum, 270 nucleotides. The record is from the annotation of a GenBank genome assembly. NCBI's taxonomy places the organism in Eukaryota, Metazoa, Nematoda, Chromadorea, Rhabditida, Gongylonematidae.